This is a messenger RNA of Frankliniella occidentalis (western flower thrips), 2073 nucleotides long. Its product is annotated as U3 small nucleolar ribonucleoprotein protein MPP10. Lineage: Eukaryota; Metazoa; Arthropoda; Insecta; Thysanoptera; Thripidae. Gene Ontology annotation, biological process: rRNA processing. The record is from RefSeq and is a predicted model, not a curated record. Gene Ontology annotation, cellular component: small-subunit processome; Mpp10 complex; nucleus.
UUUCACCAAGAAAUGCGAAAACUAUGUGAGUGCAAAUGAGGAGACCGCAGAAAACAUUAAAAUAUUUCUGAAGUCUCUAUAUGGCGUGAUUAAAGGAACAGAAGAGUCGGAGGGCCUUUCAAGUGGUGAGACCCUUCCUGAACUGAUUGUUGACAACUUUGAUGAAGAGCAAAUUUGGCAGGAAUUAGAACUUCAAAAUGAGGCUCGGGUGGACUCUCUGGUUGGCAAUGUUGCAAGAUUAGUUGCACAAAAAGACAAGUUUUCCAUUGACAAAGGUUUUGGACAAAAAGCCAGUGGAAAAGAUGGAAAUAAAGUCAAAGUUAAAAAGUCCAGCACCACUGAAGCUUAUGAUGAGGAGAAGGAAGAUAAUGAUGAUGGAGACAGUGAUGAUAAUGAUGAUGAAGAUGCUUCAGAAAAUGACCUUGAUUUUUCCCUAGACGAUAAUGAUUUGGAAGAUGAAGAAAUUGGCGAUGAUAUGGAUGAAGAGGAGGAUAUUGGUGAUGAUGAUGAAAUUGAUGAAGACCUCACUGACGCCUCGGAUGAUGAACACAAAGAGAAAUCAAAAUCUAAAAAAGUUAUGCCACGAAAGUUUAGUACCCCCUCUGCUGUUGAUGAUAAAUUCUUUAAACUAUCAGAAAUGGAAGAGUUCUUAGAGAGGGAAGAACGUGAGGAUUUUGAUGACGGGGACGAUUCAUCUGAAGAUUCAAUUGAUUUGUUUGAUGACAUGCCAUCAGAUGAAUCCGAUGGUGGGGAAGAGGAAGAUGAUGAUUCUCAAGAUGAUAGCAAAAAGCCUCACUACUCCGACUUCUUUGAUGCCCCAGAUCAAGAAGAUCAAGAUAACAUUAUAUCUCCUGAGAGUAAAAGUAACAAACCGGAUAAAAAGAGAAAAGUGAAAUUUAACUUGGGAGGCAUUUCUGAGGAUAAUAGGGAAGAGGAACAUAAUAAAUCAGAUAGUGAAAGUGAUAAUGAUUUGGAAGAUUCACUUGACGAUUCUAGUAAAGGUGGAAAGAAAUCUUCAUAUGAAAUUCGACAGGAGAGACUUCAAGCCAAAAUUAAAAAACUUGAGGAGGAAGCUCUGUCUGAAAAGCCCUGGCAACUCAGAGGAGAAAUUACUGGUGAAAGUAGGCCUGAAAAUGCAUUGCUAGAGGAAGCUUUGGAAUUUGACCUCACUCAUAGGCCAGCUCCUGUAGUAACAGAAGAAACCACACAGAGAUUAGAGGAUAUUAUAAAGCAAAGAAUCAAAGACAAGGCAUGGGAUGAUGUUGAAAGGAAAGUUAAGCCAGUAGAAGUUUCUGAAUUCAAGAAAAAAUUAGUUCUGGACCAGGAAAAGAGUAAACAAAGUCUUUCUCAGGUGUAUGAACAAGAAUAUUUGAAGCAAGUUGAAGCCAAAAAUCCUGACACAAGUGACAAACCAGAGGAAAUACCCAAAGAGCACAUUGAAAUCAAAGCCAUGGUUAACUCCCUGUUCCGAAAGUUAGAUUCUCUUUCAAACUUCCACUUUACUCCGAAACAGGUUGCUCCUGAGGUUAAAAUUGUUACUAACAUUCCUGCAAUUAACAUGGAAGAAGUAGCACCUGUUGCCACUAGUGAUGCUACAUUGUUAGCCCCCGAAGAGGUCAAAGCUAAACCAAAAGGUGAUAUUAAAAGUCAAGGGGAAAAGACAGAUACUGAUAGAAAACGGGAGAGAAGACAGAAAAAGAAGCAUCAGCGACUUGUUGGUAGAGAGCGUGAGAAAAGAGAGGCAACUGUAGCCAAAUUAAAACCUGGUCUUGGCAACAAAUAUAGCAAAGAAAAAGCUGUGAAAAUGUUAGAAAAACUUAGUAAAGACAGCAAUGUUAGUUUGAUUGAGAACACUCGCGGAGCCCCGGCUGUCAAAUCAUCGAGUAGCUUCUUCUCGCAACUGCAAGAUGAAGUUACUUCACAAAUGAAAGAUAAAACUAAGAUUGUAAAGAAACGUAAAGCUGAUACUAAAUCUUUGUCAGCAAAACGUCUAAAACUAUAGGUUGCCACUUAAUUCAGUAUGUAAUUUUAAGAUGAGCUAUGUUUAGAAAAUACAAUAUUGUUGAAUUUUAA